AUGGAUGAGGGAAUGUCAGAUUUUGGUCUCAAACUUAGCCCAACCAAAGGUGGACCACCAUCUCCUGCUCCUGCUCCUGCUCCUGCUCCUGCUGGUGCUGGUGCUGGUGCUGGUGGCGCUGGCGCUGGUGCAAAGUGUGGUCGGUGGAACCCCACCAACGAACAAGUCAAGGUGUUGACCGACUUGUUUAGGUCAGGUUUACGAACCCCAACCACUGACCAGAUUCAAAACAUAUCCUCUCAGUUGAGCUUUUAUGGCAAGAUCGAGAGCAAGAAUGUUUUUUACUGGUUUCAGAACCAUAAAGCAAGAGAAAGACAGAAACGUCGUCGUGUUUAUGUUGAAAAUCUUGAUCAAAACGAUCAUCAUUUUAAUGUUUCAAAACAACAUUUUGCAGAGGUAUUGGAGUCGGGGAGGGUGAUCGAGACGUUGCAGCUCUUCCCGGUGAACUCACUCACCUUCUCUGAUCAACCAGAGAAGGUGAGAGCGUACACCAAUGACGAAUGCAAAGAAAACGCGUCGCCUUUUAUGUAUACGUGUGCAACGGAAAUGGAAAACCAUUAUCAACAUCGACAUCCUUCGCUAGAUCUGCGUUUAAGUUUCAUGUGAAAGAAACAUGUAAGAAGCUGUUGAUCAUUGGAAAAUCCUUGAACAAAUGACACAAAUGAUCGUAUGCGUUCAUUCGAAUGAUAUUUUGCUAGUUUUUAGCUUG
This is a messenger RNA of Cynara cardunculus var. scolymus (artichoke), 709 nucleotides long. Its product is annotated as WUSCHEL-related homeobox 5-like. Gene Ontology annotation, biological process: plant organ development. The transcript has 2 exons. The record is from RefSeq and is a predicted model, not a curated record. NCBI's taxonomy places the organism in Eukaryota, Viridiplantae, Streptophyta, Magnoliopsida, Asterales, Asteraceae. Bases 1 to 606 code for a protein of 201 amino acids. Gene Ontology annotation, molecular function: DNA-binding transcription factor activity; DNA binding.